Anolis sagrei ordinatus is the source of this 3903-nucleotide messenger RNA. RefSeq names its product phosphate cytidylyltransferase 1A, choline (gene PCYT1A). Gene Ontology annotation, biological process: CDP-choline pathway. Lineage: Eukaryota; Metazoa; Chordata; Lepidosauria; Squamata; Anolidae. The record is from RefSeq and is a predicted model, not a curated record. Gene Ontology annotation, cellular component: endoplasmic reticulum. Gene Ontology annotation, molecular function: phosphatidylcholine binding; choline-phosphate cytidylyltransferase activity.
CUUCCGGUGUAGCCCAGCCCAGCCUUGUUGGCGCUGAGCGAGGAGUGAGUCAGAGAGCAGCCGAGCCCGAAGGCAGGCAGGGAGGCAGGCAAGCAGUCGGAGGGACAGGUCUUUCCAGCUGAGCUUCCGGACGCAAUCUGCGGGAUGGAACCCCAGGCCUCAUCCAGGCUCAGCUCCAGGAAACGGAGGAAGGAAGGAGUAGGACCCAAUGGGGCCGCCGAGACGGAUGGCAUCCCCUUGAAAAUGCCAAGGAGCUGUUUAGGAUUAAGGGAGCCAGCGCCGUUUUCCGACGAGCUUGAGGUGGAUUAUAGUAAGCCGUACAGCCGGGUGACGUUUGAGGAGGCCACAAAAGGGACACCACCAGACAGGCCUGUCAGGGUUUAUGCAGAUGGCAUUUUUGACCUUUUCCAUUCCGGACACGCCCGGGCCCUGAUGCAGGCGAAAAACCUCUUCCCAAACACAUACCUCAUUGUGGGAGUCUGCAGCGACGAACUAACGCACAACUUCAAGGGUUUCACGGUGAUGAACGAAGCUGAGCGCUAUGACGCCGUGCAGCACUGCCGCUACGUGGACGAGGUGGUGAGGAACGCGCCCUGGACGUUGUCGCCGGAGUUUCUCGCCGAGCACAGGAUUGACUUUGUUGCCCACGACGACAUCCCCUAUUCCUCUGCUGGCAGCGAUGACGUCUACAAACAUAUAAAAGAAGCAGGCAUGUUUGCACCAACCCAGAGAACGGAAGGGAUUUCCACAUCGGACAUCAUCACCCGCAUUGUCCGGGACUAUGAUGUUUACGCUCGGCGGAACCUGCAGAGGGGCUACACGGCCAAAGAGCUCAACGUCAGCUUCAUCAAUGAGAAGAAGUAUCAUUUGCAAGAGCGCGUGGACAAGGUGAAGAAGAGGGUGAGGGACGUGGAAGAAAAGUCCAAGGAGUUUGUCCAGAAAGUGGAGGAGAAAAGCAUUGACCUCAUUCAGAAAUGGGAAGAGAAAUCCCGCGAGUUCAUCGGCAACUUCCUGGAGAUGUUUGGCCCAGAAGGAGCCCUGAAGCACAUGCUGAAAGAGGGCAAGGGCCGGAUGCUCCAGGCGAUCAGCCCCAAGCAGAGCCCCAGCAGCAGCCCCACGCACGACCGCUCGCCCUCCCCGUCCUUCCGCUGGCCCUUCACCGCCAGGACGCCCCCCUCCUCCCCAACCAGCCUCUCCAGGAACAAGUCGGCGGUCGCCUACGACAUCAGCGAAGACGAGGAGGACUAAGGACCCGUGUCAGGAAGAAGGGGAAGCUUCUCUUUUCCCAAAAGGCUUCGUGGGACGAGUCCCGCCUCGCAAAAGGAGCCACCAGGAAAACCCGCGCCAAGCGAGAGGUUGGGCCUGUCUCGGAUGUCCGCCCCGGUGGCACCUUCCUCCCAUCCUCAGGGCUCCGUUACCAGGGAGUGCGCGGUCCUACACUGCAACCCAUUCUUUGCUCCCUGCUUCCAUUUUAUUGGUUAUUCUCUCUCUCUCCCUCCCUCUCUCUCUCUCUCUCUUUCUUUGUUGGAGCAGCAGCGCAUAUUUUUGCAUUAUUUUAAACCGUCGUAAACGAUUGGGGUUCAAGUUGAGCCCCUUAUUUGGCAAAGCAGCAGGGCAGAGGGACCAACUUUUGAGCAUCCACCCCUUUGUCUCCCCCUUUGACCCACCAGUUGGUCCUUCCAUUGCAACUUUGCAUGCUUUCGCCAACUAGGUCUUCCAGCUUAUGUGAGGUUGAGGCAAUACAAGAAAGCAUUGUUUUCUCUCUUUCAGAGUAGCAACAAAAGCAAAUGCAUCAUUUAAAACUUUCCAAAGCUGAUAGCAUUCAAGCUGAGGGCCUUGUUUGGCAAACCAGCAGAGCAGAGGGAGCAACCCAUUCUCUGUCUCUCCCUUUGACCCACACAUUGAUCCAUGUUUUGUAACUCUGCAAAUUUUCUCCUGCCAACUAGGUCUUCCAACUUGUGUGAAAGUUGAGGCAAUGCAAUUUAGGCUUCAUUAUAUAAAAAUAAUCCAGUAGUUUGGGACUGUGACACUCUACAAGGCUUUGGGGAAGCAGGGGUGAUCACCCGGUAUCCUCAAGUCGCUAGUCUCAAAGGGAGAGAGAAGUGGAAGGGGCUGCCCUUGGUAGCAAUCAAAUUUCCAACCUAGCAGCUCUCCUGAGUGUUUCUUUUUCCUCCAUCUGGCAAAAGGAGCAGCUUUUCUUAAUUCAUUUCCCAAAGGCAGGCUAAGGAGAGCAUUGUUAAAGCCACAUUUGAGGGUGUUCAUUAUGAAGGAGACCACUCCUGGGAUGAUGCUCAUGCUUUCAACUAGGGAAGAAGUAAUGCUCGUUCCUGUAGAACUAGACUCUCCAACCUGGUGGUAGACUACCCAUAUCUCCCAACUUGGUGACCCUCCAAAGGGCUUAAAUGAUCAAAUUUCCAACUUGGUGGCUCUCCAAAGAGGUUUGGUGGUCGCAUCUUCAACUUGGUGGCCUUCCAAAGGGGUAAGGUGGCCAUAUCUGCAACGUGGUGGCCCUCCAAAGGGAUUAGAUGACCACAUCUUCAACUUAAUGGCCCACCAAAGGGGUUAGGUGACCACAUCUGCAACUUGGUGCCCUUUUACAGUGGUUCGGUGAUCACAUCUUCAACUUGGUGGCCUUCAAGAGGGGUUAGGUGACCACAUCUCCAACUGGAUGGCCCUCCAAAGGGUUAGAUUACUGAUGUCUCCAACUUGCUGGCCUUCUAAAUGGGUUAGGUAACCACAUCUCCAACUGGAUGGCACUCUGAAAGGGUUAGAUUACUGACGUCUCCAACUUAGUGGCCUUCUAGAUGGGUUAGGUAACCACAUCUCCAACUGGAUAGACCUCCGAAAGAGUUAGAUAGCCCACAUUUCCAACUUGGUGGCCUUCCAGAGGUGUUAGAUGACCACAUUUUCAACUUGGUGGCCCUCCAAAGGGGUUAGUUGACCACAUUUUCAACUUGGUGGCCCUCCAAAGGGGUUAGGUGAUCACAUCUCCAACUUGGUGGCCUUCCAGAUGAGUAGGUGACCACAUCUUAAAUUUGUGACCCUACAAAAGGGUUAGAUAACCCACGUCUUCAACUUGGUGGCCCUCCACAGAAGUUAGGCUACUGCAUCACCAAUUUGGCCUUCCAGUUGCUGGCUGGGGGACUGUGGACAUGGUAUUCUGGACAGGGAUUCCUUACAUUGGAACCCACCAAGUUGGAGAAGGAGGAUACAUAUUCAAAUGUCUUCCUUUUAAUUUGGCAACAGAAUGGUACAGAUUUCGAGACUCCUUCAAAGCAACCUCUCCUGUGUUUUUGUGUGUUUUACUUCUGGCCAAAGCCCCAUGUCUUCCUUUUUCUAAGUCCCCAACUUUUGGCUGGACUCUCUACAUCAUCUCUCAGAACUGUCUGUCCUGAAUGUUUCAUCUCUGAAUUGCAUUCUCUCAUCUUUCUGGGUCUUCUGUCUUCUUCCGCUGCUGUUUCAGAUGGGCCUGCUGCCUUCCCAUCUUAUGGGGCAGUGAGAGGAAAUGCCCUCCUUCUCAAAAUGGCACCCAGUGUGCGUUGUGUCGCCAAGGUAGGGCAAAUCCAGGUGGGGAUGCUCCAUGGCCGAAUCUUGGUCUUACAAGACAGUUUCCUCACCUUUUAGGUCCAUCCUGCGUUAGAUGCAAAUAAUCCAGGGCUUUGGAGCUAGGUGCAAAGGAACCAGAACUUUUUGGACUACAUCUCCCAGAGUUCCUUUAGCCAGGGGUCCUUCUGGCUGGGGGAUUGUGCGAGUCCCAUUCAGGAAGUACCUUUUCCAGGCGUUGGGUGUUAGCAGUGCACAAAAUGAGCUUCUCCUCUUUGAGGAACUGCCCGUUCCACUGGCGCCUCUGUUCCCGUUAACUGUUGUUAUUAAUUGUGUAAUAAACGUUGGGAUUUAACUGUC